AUGGAGCUGGGUCUGCACCUCCACAGCCUCUCGGUCGACCUCGUGGCGCUCGUGGCCUCGUUCGCCUGGGACUUGGACUCGGCGUCCGCGGCGGGCCUCCUGGACGUCGUGCGGCUGCUGCUGCGCCUGCGCCGCUCCAGCCCCGUGCGCUGCAGCGUCCGAGCGCUCAACGCCGCGGCGGAGAACGGCUUCCUGGACGUCGUGCUCGAGCUGCACGCGAGCGCCGCCGCCUCGUGCUCCACGUUCGCCAUGAACAUGGCGGCGGCCCACGGGCACCUGGACGUGGUCAAGUUCCUGCACUUCAAUCGGUCCGAGGGCUGCACGAGCUACGCCAUGGACGCGGCCGCCGCCAAGGGCCACCUGGACGUGGUCGAGUUCCUGCACUCGCACCGCUCGGAGGGCUGCACCACGGCGGCCAUGGACCUGGCCGCGGCCCAGGGGCAUCUGCAGGUGGUGGAGUUCCUGCACCGACAUCGCUCAGAAGGCGCCACGGUCGCCGCCAUCGACAGAGCGGCGCAGAACGGGCACUUGAGGGUCGUGCAGUUCUGCAGAGAAGCAAGGCAGGAAGGAUUCACGCAGCUCGCGAUACUGUGGGCGACUGCCAAUGGACACAUGGAUGUCGUGCGCUAUCUGCAGCCGUCGCGAGGCCAGCGCAGUGCUUUGGGAGCGCUGCUCGGAGACGGACGACUGCUUGUUUGUUAG
Molecule: messenger RNA, 702 nt
Organism: Phytophthora sojae
Lineage: Eukaryota; Oomycota; Peronosporomycetes; Peronosporales; Peronosporaceae
Exons: 1
Coding region: 1-702 (233 amino acids)
Molecular function (GO): protein binding
Source: RefSeq, a predicted model, not a curated record